Messenger RNA from Myxocyprinus asiaticus (Chinese sucker), 3613 nucleotides. Its product is annotated as P2Y purinoceptor 4-like. Gene Ontology annotation, molecular function: G protein-coupled UTP receptor activity; G protein-coupled purinergic nucleotide receptor activity. Lineage: Eukaryota; Metazoa; Chordata; Actinopteri; Cypriniformes; Catostomidae. The transcript is spliced from 2 exons. Gene Ontology annotation, cellular component: plasma membrane. The record is from RefSeq and is a predicted model, not a curated record. Bases 97 to 1254 code for a protein of 385 amino acids. Gene Ontology annotation, biological process: transepithelial chloride transport; G protein-coupled receptor signaling pathway.
CAAUAUCAACACAAACUCAAUCCGACAAAUCUGGCUACUUAAAUAUCUUAGGCAGUAGAAGGGUUUUCAUCCAUUUAACCUUAAUCAUCUACGUUCAUGCUUCGAUCUGAAAUAGGGAAAAGUUUAAAUUGUUCUACUAAACGGGAAAUGAAUUCCUUCUUAAGGGAACGUGUCUUCAGGAAUUUGUCCUUUCCUCCCACCACAUUGAUACCGAUGUCUAUGGAGGAAGCAAAUUUUAGCUGUCGCUUCAAUGAGGAAUUCAAGUAUAUCCUUCUACCUGUGUCAUAUUCAUUGGUGUGUUUCCUGGGAUUGAUACUGAACUCUGUGGCUAUAUGGAUGUUCAUUACUAAGAUGAGACCCUGGAACACCAGUACAGUGUAUAUGUUCCAUCUGGCUCUGUCAGACACACUCUAUGUGCUCUCUUUGCCAAUGCUCAUAUAUUACUAUGCAAACCGCAGCCAUUGGCCAUUUGGUGUUUUACUCUGUAAGAUUGUGCGCUUUCUUUUCUAUGCCAACUUGUACUGCAGCAUCCUUUUCCUCACUUGCAUCAGUGUGCACCGCUACCUUGGCAUCUGUCACCCCAUUCGUACUCUCACUUUGUUGAAGCCGCGUCAUUCCCACCUGGUCUGUGUUUUGGUCUGGAUAUCAGUCAUAGCCUGCCUGGUGCCCAAGCUGAUUUUCGUCACCACUUCUCAGAGGGACAAUGACACUUUGUGUCAUGACACCAGCAGUCCUGAAGACUUUAACAACUACGUUACCUACAACUCAGUGGUCAUGGUGCUGCUGUUUAUUCUGCCAUUUCUAGUCAUCAUGAUUUGCUACUGUUUAAUGGCACGGGCCCUGUGCCAACCCAGAAUGGGUCUGUCCCAAAGUCAACAGAGUAUUUCAUCCCGGAAAAAGUCCAUUAAACUUAUCAUAGUGGUGCUGGUUGUGUUUGCAAUCUGCUUUGUACCCUUCCAUAUCACCCGCUCCCUCUACUACACCUACCGUAUUCUAGAUGCUAACUGCCAGUCCCUUAAUAUUGUCAACUUUGCUUAUAAAAUCACUCGCCCACUUGCCAGCAUGAAUAGCUGUUUGGACCCCAUCCUCUACUUCCUGGCGGGGGAUCACUACCGCUCUAAACUCAUCAGAGUGUUCACAAGACAGACGACCAACACCCGAUCCACUGUGUGUGUGCACUCACCUCCUGAGAACAAUAUUGGACUAGUCUUUAAGAACACAGAUGCCCAAGCCAACAAUGAAUCUAAACUCUAGUCAUGGAUUUUGGGUAAUUAUUUUAAAUGCAGAUCUAGGAUGCUGCCUCAUAUGUUUUUGAGACCCCAUGAAUUCUCUGUCAGCAGACAAGCCACAGAGACAUAAAUCCGAAAGAAGUCUGGAUGGCGUUGUUGUAAACUACAGUGAAGAUGAAAGUAAAGGAAUCUCUUUAGAGAAGGAAUGUGGUUUGCUUCCAGUGUGCACCCCUAAUGUUUUUGCCAUCCAGUAUUAUCACUAGUAAUGUAAUGCAGCAACAGUGCAGCUCAUUUUUUAAAAGUGCUGAUGGCCAAUUCAUGCCUAUGUUUAUUUUAUCUGCUGAAACUGCUCACUGUUGUUCAAGGACAUAACAUGGCAGGGUAGAGGUACUAUCAACACCUAAAACAAAACCCACUCUAUAGACCAGAGAUGGACUCUGGCCUGUGACUAUUACUACAAAAAUGGCAAAACAAAGACUGUAUGUUCUAUUAUGUCUGAAUGUCCCGUUGAGGGAAAUGAACACUUGAAAUCCUCCUCUGAGAGAACUCAACCGCAGUUCCAUAGUAUUUCUUGAAUAAUUGAAAUUAUUCUUCUAUCAAUUUCAAAUGAAUAUCUACUUUAUUAUUUUUGCAGUUUUUCUGAAGACUGGAAACAUUAUAAUUAACCUAAAUAGCAGAAAGAUGCAAUGGGAUUAUAUUUCCAUUUAUUUUCAUUAAACUGAGAGAAAAUUUGAGGCACAGUGAGUGAAAAGGUGAAUGGUUGUGAGGGAGGCUGUAAAGUCAACAAACGCAAAUGCAGAUAUCCCCUCUUGGCCGCUUCAUUUCUUGUAUAGCUGUUUUUGUCAUUUGGCGGAGGAGCUGUACAGCUGUGUGGCUGUACAUGUGUGUGUGUCAGUAAUUGCAUGGCGGGGUUGAAUGAAGGGAAAAAAAAGAUGAUGGCGGAAAUAAGAUCGCUUUUGGCAUAGUGCAAAGAGAUUUUCCUGAUAUAACCUCUGUGGAAAGGUUUGUGAUUGUGUAUUUUCAUAUGUUCAUCUUUAAUUUAAUUAGAGUCACAAUAAUUAUUUUGUUACAUUACUCUGGCCAUAGUAUUUGUUGCAUUUCAAACUGUAUUUACACUGUAUUUUGUAUUUGCUUUGAAGUGGCUGUAUGUAAGUCUUUUCAAAGCGAAACAGCACCAUUUGUUUUGCUUGCAAAAUACUUAGCAAAUUGAUCUGGGCUGCAUUUCCCAAAAGCAUCGUUAACCUAAGUAGAUCGAUGGUACCUCAGAUCUAUUUAGGCAUAUGAUGCUUUUGAUAAAGGCAGCCCUGUUUCAUUCAGAACAUGCUAGGAAACAGUGUUGUUAUGCUGCUAAGUUCUGUUAUAUGUCUUAUGUACUAUAUUUUUUACUGAAAUAUAAUUAGCCCCUUUACAAUUUUUAUUUUUAUUUUUAUGUAUAAUGUAUUUUUUUUAUUUUAUUUUUUUAUUAUUGUGUAUGGAACUGUGAGAACUGCUUGUUGUAUAUCCAACUAUAUGCUGUGCAGAGUUUGUGGGAAAGAUGUGGGUGCCAUCUUUGAGGGGGGAAACAAAUAUCUAGUUCUUUAUUGUUAUAAUUGCAAUCAAUUUUAAUUAUACAUUUUGUUAGAGCCAAAAUACAUCUCGCUUUUUGAACCAGUGGGAGAUAUUGUAAAUAGGAUCUGCCCAUUUAGAAAUUAUCCAUUAGACAGAAAAUGCCUUUAUUAGUAAUUGGAAGUUUUAAGGGAAGUUUUUUAUCAUCUAAGGUCUAUUGCUAAACUAAAACAGUUUCUCUCAAAAAGAACUAGAAACUGUGAUCCAUGCUUUUAUUACAUCACAGCUGGAUUACUGCAAUUCGAUGUAUAUUGGUCUGCCUCAAUCUGCUAUAUCUCGUCUGCAGAUUGUUCAAAAUGCGGCAGCUAGAUUUUUAACUGGGAUUAAAAAGGGGGAUCACAUUUCCCCUGUAUUAGCUUCUCUACACUGGCUUCCCGUUAAAUUCAGAAUUGAUUUUAAAAUUGCUGUCUUUGUGUACAAGGCCCUUUCUGGCCUUGCACCUAAAUACAUUAGUGACCUUCUGCACUCUUACUCUCCUCCAAGAAUGCUCAGAUCAGGUAAUCAGCUUCUUUUAUCUGUCCCCCGUUCGCGCUGCAAGUCAAUGGGUGAUCGGGCCUUUUCGGUUGUUGCUCCAAAACUUUAGAAUAGCCUGCUCUUUCACGUAAGGUCUGCACCAUCUUAAAGCUAUUUUCAAAUAUGCCCUUAAGUCUUAUUUUUAUUAAUUGUCUUUUGAUAGUAUUCAAUAUACUGUUUACUGAUCAUUUUUGUUUAUUUUUAUGUAAAGGUUGCAUUUUUACUAUAUAUUGUUUGGUUGUUUUACAUGUUUUAUUUGUAAAUUG